This is a messenger RNA of Malus domestica (apple), 2470 nucleotides long. Its product is annotated as subtilisin-like protease SBT4.6. Gene Ontology annotation, molecular function: serine-type endopeptidase activity. Lineage: Eukaryota; Viridiplantae; Streptophyta; Magnoliopsida; Rosales; Rosaceae. The record is from RefSeq and is a predicted model, not a curated record. Gene Ontology annotation, biological process: proteolysis.
AUUUCGAGUAUAAAUUAGUCCUUGCUAGUUAUGAUUGUGAUCAUCGUACAAAAUGGCUAAGUAUGGAGCUCUCUUGUGUUCUUAUGCUUUCCCUAUUCUUAUACUCACUAUCAGCUUCUUCAGCAAAGCCAUUGGUCAAGAAGAUAGAAAGGUUCACAUUGUGUACAUGGGGUCACUUCCGACUGUUGAAUUGUACUCAUCGUUGUCUCACCACCUCGGUAUGCUAGAAAGAGUUGUCGAGGGAAGUUCUGCUGCAAAUGUCUUGGUCAGAAGUUACGGAAGGAGUUUCAAUGGAUUUGCUGCCAAGCUCACCGAGCGCGAAAGAGAAAAGCUUGCUAACAUGAAGGAAGUGGUCUCUGUGUUUCCAAGCAGAACUUACCAACUUCAAACAACAAGGUCUUGGGACUUUAUGGGUUUACCAGAGAACGUCACUCUAAAUACCACCAGUGGCGGUGAGAGUGAUAUUGUUGUCGGCGUGAUUGACACCGGAAUUUGGCCUGAAUCCAAUAGCUUUAGAGAUGAUGGGUUUGGUCCUCCUCCCAAGAGUUGGAAAGGUGCUUGUGAAGGUGGCCAAAAUUUUAAUUGCAACAACAAGAUCAUUGGAGCUCGAUAUUACACAUUAGAGGAGUCUGCAAGGGAUGUAAUAGGUCAUGGAAGCCACACUGCCUCAACGGCAGCAGGUCGUGCCGUGAAGAAUGUGAGCUUUUAUGGACUAGGCAAUGGUACUGCAAGAGGAGGAGCUCCUGGUGCGAGAAUCGCGGCGUAUAAAGUCUGCACUGAUCAAGGAUGCACUUCGGAGAAUAUCUUGGCUGCUUUCGAUGAUUGUACUGCUGAUGAAGUCAGCAUUAUUUCAGUUUCACUUGGAAGUCCUUACGCGCCUCCUAUGGAAGAUGAUCCUAUUGCCAUUGGUGCCUUUCAUGCAAUGAAGAAAGGGAUAAUGACCAUACAAUCUGCUGGCAACAGUGGCCCUGGAGAGGGUACUGUAUCAAGUACACCACCAUGGAUUUUUACGGUUGCAGCAUGUAGCAUCGAUCGUAAAUUCAUUGCCAAGGUUUUUCUUGGAAAUGGACGUACAUUGGAUGGGCUAGCCGUGAAUGCUUUUGAAUCAAAUGGAACAAGUGCACCUUUGAUAUAUGGAAGAGAGGCUUCGAGUCACUGCUCAGAAUACCCUGCACAGGAUUGUGCAGAAGGCUGCCUAGACCCUGACAGAGUCAAGGGAAAAUAUGUGAUGUGUGAUAACUUUGGAGGACUAAUUGAGGCUGAUCGAGCUGGUGCAAGAGGUGCGGUUUUAAAGAAUGCAAGAGAUGAUGUUCCUUUUGUUCUCCCACGAUCUAUGAGCGGUGUAAACAACAGUGAUUAUAAUCUGGCCAAAUCCUACCAGAACUCCACCACAAAUCCUCGAGCAAAUAUAGUAAAAAGUGAAGUCAUAAAAGAUCCUACCGCACCAAGUGUCGCUUCCUUCUCUUCGCGUGGUCCUAAUCCAAUUUUACCAGAAAUUUUGAAGCCGGAUAUUUGUGCCCCAGGAAUAGCUAUUUUGGCUGCAUAUUCUCCAAAUGCUUCUGCCUCAGCCAGCCCUUAUGACCAGAGGCGCGUAAAGUACAAUGUACUAUCUGGAACCUCCAUGUCUUGCCCCCAUGCUGCUGGUGCUGCUGCAUACGUUAAAGAAUUCCACCCGGAUUGGUCUCCAGCAGCCAUCAAGUCAGCUCUUAUGACUACAGCUUGGCCCAUGAAUGAUACAAGCACUUCCCCAGGCGAAUUUGGUUAUGGAACUGGACAUCUCAAUCCUGUAAGAGCUAAGCAGCCGGGACUUGUGUACGAUGCUUCUAAAGAAGAUUACAUUAAGUUGCUUUGCAUGUUUUAUAAGGAUGAGACUCGAGUUAGACUCAUCUCGGGAGAUAACAGCACGUGCCCUACUGGCUCCGACAAAGGAACACCAAAGGAUCACAAUUACCCUUCAAUGCUUGCUAAUGUAACAUCAAGGGCAUCAUUUAAGGUUGAAUUUCCUAGAAGAGUUACGAAUGUUGGCCAUGCAAACUCCACAUACAAGGCAAGUAUCUCCAGGAAUUCUGAAAAUGCCGACAUCAAAGUGGUGCCUGAAGUCCUUUACUUCAAAUCCUUGAACGAGGUGAAAAGUUUCGUUGUGACCGUUGCUGGACCAGGCCUGUCCGUGGCUGGAAUUGUGACAGCGUCACUGACUUGGUCUGAUGGAAGUCACCACGUUACAAGUCCAAUUAUUGUACGGGGAGUGUAGCGCAAUCUUAGCCUUAACUGCACUGUUUGUAGUAAUAAUGUUCGGGACUUGAUUGUUGCAUUGCAUAGCAAGCAAACUUUCUGAUUGUAUGCGAAACAUUCUUCAUACUAGUCAAGUUCAUAAAAUAAGGCCAAACAAUGAGGAAUUUACGAGAGAGAAUCAAUUAUAUUUCAAUUAACAUAUGAAAUUUGUAUGUAGAAUUUCUGUUUCCCAAGUGUA